AUGAUAACACAACUGGAGGUGAGUGCCUGGACAUACCACUACAAUGACCAAGGGGAGUACACAUGGGAGCAGGCCAGGAACUACUGCCAGACCUUCUUCACUGACCUGGUGGCAAUCCAGAACAAGCAGGAGAUUGAGUAUCUUAACAAGAGCCUGCCCUUCUAUGGGCGCUACUACUGGAUUGGCAUCCGCAAACUGGGUGGCACCUGGACCUGGGUGGGCACGAGGAAGGCACUGACGAAGGAGGCAGAGAACUGGGCAGCUGGGGAGCCCAACAAUCGACGCUCCAACCAGGACUGCGUGGAGAUCUACAUCAAGCGGCUGUUGGAGUCGGGCAAGUGGAAUGAUGAGCCCUGCAACCGGAGGAAAAAAGCACUGUGCUACCGGGCCUCCUGCCAGCCCUUUCCGUGCAGCCAGCAUGGCGAGUGCAUGGAGACCAUUGGGAGCUACCGCUGCGAGUGCUACCCUGGCUUCCAUGGCCCUGAGUGUGAAGAUGUUGUGCAGUGCACCGAGCUCGAAUCCAGGGGAGUGCAAAUGAACUGCACUCAUCCCUAUGGACGCUUCAGCUACAACUCCACCUGUGUGUUCGGAUGCCAGGAAGGCUUUGGGCGGCAAGGGGCAGGCACACUGCGGUGCCUGCCUUCCCAGCAGUGGUCAGCAGAGCCCCCCAUGUGCACAGCCAUCACCUGCCCAGUGCUCAGUGCUCCAGACCGGGGAGAGCUGAACUGCUCCCACCUCCAUGGGGACUUCACCUUUGGCUCCAUGUGUGCCUUCUCCUGCCAGACGGGGUUUGCACUGAUGGGGUCAGAAAGACGUGAGUGCACAGCCAUGGGGACCUGGACUGGGAAUACCCCACACUGCGAAGCCAUCACCUGCCCAGAGCUCAGUGCUCCAGACCAAGGAAAGCUGAACUGCUCCCACCUCCAUGGGGACUUCACCUUUGGCUCCACAUGUGCCUUCUCCUGCCAGACAGGGUUUACACUGAUGGGGCCAGAGAGCCGUGAGUGCACAGCAACGGGGACCUGGACUGGAGACUCCCCACAGUGUGAAGCCAUCACCUGCCCAGAGCUCAGUGCUCCAGACUGGGGAGAGCUGAACUGCUCCCACCUCCAUGGGGACUUUGCCUUCAGCUCCACGUGUGCCUUCUCCUGCCAGACAGGGUUUGCACUGAUGGGGCCAGAGAGCCGUAACUGACACGAGUGUAUCUCUAUUCCUGCAGCCAUCACCUGCCCAGUGCUCAGUGCUCCAGACCGGGGAGAGCUGAACUGCUCCCACAUCCAUGCGAACUUCACCUUUGGCUCCACAUGUAUCUUCUCCUGCCAGGCAGGGUUUGCACUGGUGGGGUCAGAGAGCCGUGAGUGCACGGCCAUGGGGACCUGGACUGGGAACACCCCACAGUGCAAAGCUAUCACCUGCCCAGUGCUCAGUGCUCCAGACUGGGGAGAGCUGAACUGCUCCCACCUCCAUGGGGACUUCGCCUUUGGCUCCACAUGUGCCCUCUCCUGCCAGACGGGGUUUGCACCAGUGGGGCCAGAGAGCCGCGAGUGCACAGCAACAGGGACCUGGACAGGAGACUCCCCACACUGUGAAGUUGUCGCCUGUCCAGUGCUCAGUGCUCCAGACCAAGGAAAGCUGAACUGCUCCCACCUCCAUGGGGACUUCACCUUUGGCUCCACAUGUGCCUUCUCCUGCCAGACAGGGUUUACACUGAUGGGGCCAGAGAGCCUUGAGUGCACAGCAACGGGGACCUGGACUGGAGACUCCCCACAGUGUGAAGCCAUCACCUGCCCAGAGCUCAGUGCUCCAGACUGGGGAGAGCUGAACUGCUCCCACCUUCAUGGGGAAUUCACCUUCGGCUCCACGUGUGCCUUCUCCUGCCAGACAGGGUUUGCACUGAUGGGGUUAGAGAGCCGCAACUGCACAGCCAUGGCUACCUGGACCGGGAAAACUCCACAAUGCAAAGCCAUCAGCUGCCCAGAGCUGGACCCCCCCAGCAGAGGUCACCUGAGCUGCUCUCACAUGUAUGGAAACUUCACAUACAACUCCACGUGCACCUUUUCCUGUGAGGAAGGGUUUGUUCAAAUGGGAGCAGAGGUGCUCUGGUGUGCAGCCACAGGGAACUGGACUAGGCAUCCCCCUGUCUGUGCAGAGGACGGUGCCCUCUUAAAGCAAGUCCUGGCUUACAGCAGUGGCACGGCUCUGGCAGUAGCUGGCGUCGUGCUUUCUGGGAUGCUCAUUGCCCUCAUUGCCAAGCGGCUCAGUGACAGAGAGGAGAAGAAGAAGCUCUUGAACCCUACCAGUGACCUGGGCUCGCCUGGCAUCUUCACCAAUGCAGCCUAUGAUGCCAACCU
This is a messenger RNA of Nestor notabilis (Kea), 2351 nucleotides long. RefSeq names its product selectin P (granule membrane protein 140kDa, antigen CD62) (gene SELP). The transcript is spliced from 14 exons. NCBI's taxonomy places the organism in Eukaryota, Metazoa, Chordata, Aves, Psittaciformes, Psittacidae. The annotation marks the transcript as partial. The record is from RefSeq and is a predicted model, not a curated record. Gene Ontology annotation, molecular function: sialic acid binding; calcium ion binding; oligosaccharide binding. Gene Ontology annotation, cellular component: external side of plasma membrane; membrane. Gene Ontology annotation, biological process: heterophilic cell-cell adhesion; response to cytokine; leukocyte tethering or rolling.